AUGGGGAACACCAAGACCAUUCGCGUCCCCCAUCUUGGAGGCAUCGAUGCAGCGUAUCAAAUGCCUCGGGACUAUGAUCCUGCAAAGCCGACCGUUGUCUUGGUGAAUGCGUUUACCACGUCUUCCGAACUUUACCGCGACCAGUUUGACCAUGCAGAAUUGGCCGACCAGAUGAAUCUCGUUGCGAUCGAGCUCCUGGGCCAUGGUCAGACCCGCACGACCCGGGAACAUUGGACUUAUUGGGACGCCGCCGAGAUGAAUCUGCAGGUCUUGGAUGCCCUCAACAUUGAGCGUGCAUUCGUCCUGGGAACCAGCCAGGGUGGUUGGGUGACGGUACAGAUGGCUUUGCUGCGACCCGAACGGAUUCUGGGAAUCAUUCCCAUGGGCACCUCGAUGGACAGUGAAUCGGAACGUACCCGCCAGCUGGAUUGCUGGGAUGGUCCGGCCAUCGUAUCAGGAUUUGUGAAACAGUGGGCCCACAGCGAGGCUCUGUCCACCUUUGAGCCCGACGAUGCGUACUGCGAUGCAGUCAUCAACAUUGGGCUCAACCAAGUUGCGCCAGAGGUGCGCGCGUUCUGGCACCGGACGAUCAAGUCCAACUAUCAGGGAGAGGAGGGCCGUCGACGGAUCCGCAUGGCGGCGAUCAAUUUGGCCGAGCGCGGAGGAUUGCAUCUUCGACUCGCCGACAUCCAGUGCCCGGUAUUGUGGUUGCAUGGUACCAAGGAUGCCGUGUAUACCAUCGCGAAUGCGAAAGAAGAAAUCCGACUGUUUAUCAGCUCUCCGUCCGCGCAGUUGGUCCCGAUCGAGGGGGGAGCGCACUUCCUGAACGCGUCACACCAUCGCGAGGUGAAUGCCGCCCUGUUGGAGUUUGUGAAACAGCACGCAUGA
Penicillium brasilianum is the source of this 888-nucleotide messenger RNA. NCBI's taxonomy places the organism in Eukaryota, Fungi, Ascomycota, Eurotiomycetes, Eurotiales, Aspergillaceae. The record is from the annotation of a GenBank genome assembly.